AAUGUCGUGCAUGGCUGGGAGAUGUCAAAUACCGACAGAACUGUUGCCGUAAAAUCUUUCUCAGGAAGCAAAGUCAAUGAUAUGCAAGACUAUUUGAAACCAUUGCUUCGUCGCAACCCACAUCAGAUAAUUUUCCACGUUGGUACAAACGACAUUAAGUCAGAGAAAUCUCCCGACCAGUUGGUAGAAGGUAUUGUGAAAUUAGUUAGUCAAGUGCGAGAAAAAUCUGCACAUAUCUAA
Molecule: messenger RNA, 240 nt
Organism: Paramuricea clavata
Lineage: Eukaryota; Metazoa; Cnidaria; Anthozoa; Malacalcyonacea; Plexauridae
Source: the annotation of a GenBank genome assembly